CUUUGGCGGCAGUAAGUAGCAGGAACACCAUCGCCCCGAUGGAGAUUGACGACGACAUUCUCGAGAUGUGGACGGUCGAGGGACCGAGCAAGAGCAAGGUCUUCAUUGACCACGUCAAAGCGCCACCCGAUCAGGACAUGCCAUCAUCAUUCUCCAAGCAAGUGACGACGAGCGUGACCGUGCAUCCCGACAUGUUGCGUCUUCGCGCAGUCUACCUCCAGGAGCAUCAACUCUUGGUGGGUGAAAUGACCUCACUUGGUCAGGAUGUGGAUCGACAGCGACGAGAUCUGGACAUCGAGGAGCUGUAUAUGGACCAAGUGUUACAGCAACCUGUCACAUGCAGUGAGCACGAACAAUCUGUCCGGGACCUUCAAGAGCGACUUGCCAACAAGCGACGAAGUCACAAGGCAGCAAAGAUUCGGUUCCUUCAGCUCAAACGGAACGUGUUGUUGCAGCAUCAGUCCGAGUUCGCGACUCUGCCGUGUCUCAACGGCACGCUGCAACUACGACGUCUCUUGGGUCGCGGGGCGUCGUCGGAGGUGUGGCAGGCCCACUGCUUCUCCACAGACUCGUUGGUGGCCGUGAAGCUAAGCGCCAACAUCCAAAACGCCACCGUCGAGUUCGACAACCACAAGCUCGUGACGGCGCACUCGAGUCGAUACGCCGUGCCAGUGCACACCCUCGCACAUACCACGUUUCACCAACGCGAGUACGCCAUCAUGACCAUGGACUGCAUGAACUGCGACUUGGCCCAUUACCUAGAGACGAAUGGCCCGUGCGCGCCGCUCCUCGCUCGACACAUUCUGCAUCAGCUCGCGCUAGCCACGACCUACAUGCACGAGGUCGGUCGGACAUCUCUAUCUCAGUAUCUCAUGUGCUUCCUUGUAGAACAACAUGGCCCACGGAGACUUGAAGCCCGGCAACGUGUUAGUCAAAGACGUGUCGGCUGUGACCGUCCAGCUCACCGACUUCCAUCUCGCCCGACCAAGAUACGAUCCGAUUGAUGUGGGGGUGAACGCGUCGCCGAGCUACGCGCCCCCCGAAUGGUACCUGCUGCCGACGACAGCCGACAGCUGCGAGGCCGGUACGACGUACGAAAAGGCAGACGUGUGGGCCCUCGGCGUGAUCUACUACCAAAGCCUCUUCACGCGGCACCCCAUGGGGUCGUUUUCGUCGAAACACGAGCUCCAGCACAACAUGCGCUUGUAUUCGAGUUCACAUCCAACCUCAACCUCCUCCCUUCACUUUCCCACGGCGAUCCCUGCCAUGGACAUGGUUAUCUUGGCCCGAUGCCUCCAUCCAGAUUGGACAGCACGACCCACAGCCAUGGAACUGCUAGCAAUGCUAUCACAGCUCACAUGACCAUAGAAGUACAGAUACAGUAUACAGUAGUAUGGGCACAGUUCCGUGACAACUUGGUUCCGUGCCACGAUGCAUGAUUGGCAGAAAACAAUCACUCUGAAAUUUUCAGCCAAUCAGAUGCAAUUUUUGACCGAUAACUCGGAACUGUUUUCAGCCUAACGUUAACCGAUAUUCCACUCUUUUAAGUCA
Aphanomyces astaci is the source of this 1551-nucleotide messenger RNA. RefSeq names its product serine/threonine protein kinase, variant. Gene Ontology annotation, cellular component: cytoplasm. Gene Ontology annotation, biological process: autophagy; peptidyl-serine phosphorylation. The transcript is spliced from 6 exons. Bases 39 to 1004 code for a protein of 321 amino acids. Lineage: Eukaryota; Oomycota; Saprolegniomycetes; Saprolegniales; Verrucalvaceae. Gene Ontology annotation, molecular function: ATP binding; protein serine/threonine kinase activity. The record is from RefSeq and is a predicted model, not a curated record.